AUGAGCUUCGCAAUACAGGAUACCACAGCCCCCACAGAUCUAGCAUCGCUGGAGCGGUUUCCACCAGAAAUCUUGGAGAUAAUCGUCAGCAGUGUUUCGAGUCUUGAAGCGUUGUGGGAUCUGCUGCGAGCGUCGCCCAAUUGCUGGCGCGUCUUUGCCAUCCGCUACGCUUCGAUUACAGAAACCGUACUUUCAGGACCACACUCGACUACGCCGGUAUCUGUCAGUAAGCUUAUCCGAGCAGUGGCACUUGUGCGAGCGCGGAACUUUCCCUUUGCGAAUCUGAGAGGUUUCCGGAAAGACUUUUUGGUACACAUAACCCGCCAUGAUAUACAGAAUAGAUAUUUCUUGAAUGCUGGGCCGUGCACAAUCUUCGGCCCAAACUCUUUACCAAACUCGCGCGAUGUGAUAACUUCUGUCGUGGCGACAGCCUACCACAUCUCGGCUUUGGCGCAAUCUUUGCUAUCAUCUUGGCUUCAGCGACUGGAAAGAUCAAGCUUCACACGUUUCCCCCCCGACCCUGAACCUAUACCUGAAUACGAGGUUGAAUUUCUUCACGGUAUGGGCCAGCCGACAUAUAUCGAAGAAAUGAGAGCUGUCCGGGCUUUGUGGAUUAUACAGCUCGUAGGAGAAGUUAAGGCUAUGGUCCGCAGUAGGCCAAAUAUAGUCCGCUGGUCCAACGUUGACAGUUCCUUGUUGUCUCGAUUGAACACGGUAUCUAUCUUGCCUUACCGUGGUUACGGAAACUCCGUUGAAGUAGAAGUAUACGUCAUGGUGAAGCAUCUGCCAGCCUGCUACAAGAACGACACCGUCUUCCGACUGCCACAAGCCCCCGCGCCUUCACAAUAUAAUCGUUGGGCAACGAUGCAUCCGAGGGCGACGAUGGCUCAACUAGAGGACAGGGAAUGUAGGCUGGACGAUGCAUCAUAUGCUCGUUUCUUGAUCGCAGACAGAUAUAGCAAAAUCUUUGACCUACCACCCCGGUUAGGCUUCCCUUUUUGGGAUUAUUCGAGGAUGUGUUCUUUGGGCUUGACAUCUCCAACCACUUGUAGAUACCCUGGCUACUUUGGUUGGGCUCCCCGACCGAUUUUACCAAAUUCUUCUACUUCAACCCUCAACCGAUCUCUGAAACCACCUUCGCAACAAGGAGGUACGACUACGGUGAUGGUUUUCUAA
Molecule: messenger RNA, 1176 nt
Organism: Fusarium poae
Lineage: Eukaryota; Fungi; Ascomycota; Sordariomycetes; Hypocreales; Nectriaceae
Exons: 1
Coding region: 1-1176 (391 amino acids)
Source: RefSeq, a predicted model, not a curated record